AUGACAGGAUCUGAACAGACAAUUAUCGAGUGGUUUGGCGCAACAACCUACCGCCUAAAAACAAGAGGCCUUACAAUCUUCCUCGAUACAUGGCUUGACCGCCCCUCCACUUUACCACAGUACCUAUCUACGUCCGAUGUUACGGAAUGUGACUAUAUCUUCAUCUCGCACGCACACUUCGACCACCUCCCCGGAGCCGACAAGAUUGCCCUCCGCACGGGUGCUACAAUCGUCGGGAACGGAGAGGUCAUAAAUGUUAUGCGUGCUGCCGGCGUGCCCCCUUCGCAGCUUCUCGCAAUCGCCGGAGGUGAGCGUAUCCCGUUGGGUACCUCAGGUGUUGUCGCUCAUGCAUACCCUUCCCUCCAUUGCCUUAUGCCUCCUGGAGAUCAUUUGAGUAUGCCAGAGACGCUGGAUACAGCGACGGUGUAUCUUGGUGGUCAAGACGGGUGCACACUUGACGUAACAAGGGGUAUGACGAAGGGGUUCACUCACAUCUGUAGCGCGCCCGACGAAGCAUUCGCCAACGCACCCGAGGAAUUCAAGGUGUUCCGAGAGUGGUUGAAGGAUCGGGAAGCGAAUCGAUUCUCGUAUUUUGACGGUGGCCAAAUUAUGUAUAAUUUUGUCAUACCAUAUCAGGGGGUACUGCUGUGGUCUGGGCAUUUGGGGGCGUAUGAGGGUGUGGUGAAGAGUAUGUGUCCAAAGCCAGACGUAGUUAUACUUGGGGUUGCAGGGAGGGGCAAUUUAGAUGGUAGGCCUUUUGAAGGGUCUUCAGCGGAGAUGGUGACGAGGAUUGUAGAAUGGUUGGGAGAACCUGAGAGGAUAGUGUUUUCGCUGUGGGAUGAAAUGCCACUUAAACCAAAAAGAAUAGAUACGAGGGCGGCAAAAAAGGCAGUGGAAGAGAGGACAAAAAGUCGGGUGUGGGAUUUGGUACAUGCUGAAGUUGGAGUGGUGUUCGACCAGCCGAGGGGUGUAACCGAUGGAAAUGUAAUGGAUACGAAACCUAUAGUAUAA
Morchella importuna is the source of this 1011-nucleotide messenger RNA. RefSeq lists its product as uncharacterized. Lineage: Eukaryota; Fungi; Ascomycota; Pezizomycetes; Pezizales; Morchellaceae. Bases 1 to 1011 code for a protein of 336 amino acids. The transcript is spliced from 2 exons. The record is from RefSeq and is a predicted model, not a curated record.